Symbiodinium necroappetens is the source of this 4974-nucleotide messenger RNA. The record is from the annotation of a GenBank genome assembly. NCBI's taxonomy places the organism in Eukaryota, Dinophyceae, Suessiales, Symbiodiniaceae.
AUGGAGACAAAACAAUAUUCUGCCUUGCGGCUGCGAAAGUUUCUUUUCGUGAUGGUGAUGGGAGCGCAAGGAUCAAGAGGAUCAUUCUCUGGCCGCAUCGGCGGCCGCAUCGGCGCGGUGUUGGUUGCGAUUGUUAUGAGCGGAGCGGCGCACGCAGCAGACAGCGUCGGCGCUGAAUCGGCCAAAGCCAAAUCAAAUUCACUCAUCGAGGAAAUGGUGGUCACCGCGCGAAAACGCAGCGAGCGCCUGCAGGAUGUGCCUGCAUCCGCCGCGUCCUUAAGUUCCGGUUUCAUCGAUGAUGUGGGCGGGGUCUCUAACCUGCGGGACAUCACCGACCUGGUUGUCGGUAUCAGCAUCAACGAGACCCAGGACGCAUCGCUUAUCGAGCCGACCAUUCGCGGUGCCGGUCAAGCCCGGAAUCGUGUCUCGGUCUCCGCCACCGGCCUCUACCGUAACGGCGCCUACUUCGCCACCAACAGUCUCGGUGGCAAGAAUUUCGCCCGCCUGGACACCUACGAUCUGGAACGGGUCGAAGUGCUGCGGGGACCUCAGGGCGCAUUGUAUGGCCGCAACGCGCUCGGCGGCUCCAUGAACAUGAUCAGCAAGAAGCCCACUGAUCAGUUCGAGAUCGAUCUUGGUGUGUCGCUCGGAGAAAAGGACCUGCAGCGUUACGAAGGGAAGCUCAAUCUCCCCAUUACCGACCAGUUCGCCAUCCGCGCCAGCCACCUCUACGAAGACCGCGACAAGGGUUUUUACAACGACGUCAACGGCGAUGAUGUGGAUCCAGAGAACUUCAACCACACCCGGAUCUCGUUGCGUUAUCAGCCCAGUGAACAAUGGGGUAUCAACUAUGUCUUCGACACCCAGAAAGAAGAGCUCGGUACUGCGGUUUGGGUGCGAUCGACGCUGACCCCUGAUCUGGAUGAUGCCUUCGACACCCCGAUCAAUACGCCGAACCAGUGGGACAACGACGUGGACAACCACAACUUGGUCAUCGACUGGACGCUCGGUGGCGGCGUGCUGACCAGCGUCAGCAACUACCGGGAACGGCAAAUCACCCACUCGCAGGACUGGGACCACUUUUUCCCCGCUCCGUUGAACGGGCUCCUCCGAGAGACCGUUACCCGGGUCGACAACGAGAUCUUCUUCCAGGAAAUCCGCUAUGUGGCCGAUGGCAGCGCCAACUUCAAUUGGCUGGUGGGCGUCGAUUACUUCAGUCAUGACAACGCGGAACGCGGCGACCAAUGGGGCGGACAGCUCUUUGCCAACGCGUUUAUGCGCACCUUGACUAUGUCCGCCGAUUCCUGGGCAGCGUUCGGCGUGGCCGAAUACACCUUCGAUUCGAUUCCACUGACCGUGACCGGUGAACUGCGCUACGCCGAGGACAAAAUCGAAGGCGGCGUGGUGGCCUACCGGGUCCGCGAUCAGCCCGGCGUGCCGGACAGGAACAAUCCGGUCAAUCCCGAGACGGAUUUCUUCAGCGACGACAAAUUCACCAAUCUGCCCUGGGCCGUGACCGCCGCCUACCGCUUCCCGGAACGAGAUCUCAUGAGCUACGUCAAGAUCGCCUCGUCCUAUCGCCAGGGCGGAAUCAACGAUUUCGCAGGAUCUCCCGGUCUGGAGCGCUUUCCCACCAGCUUGACGUAUGGUGAAGAAACUUCCAUGACCUACGAGCUUGGUCUCAAAUCGAGCUGGUUCGACCGGGCGCUGAGCGUCAACGCAGCCGUCUACUACACGGAAUACCAGGACUUCCUAAACACCUCCGACAACGGCUGCCCGAGCGACUGCCAGCUGGUGGACGUCAACGGCAACGGACUCGGCUUCAACCCGGACGGCAGCCGGGUGGGCGAAGACGCCAACGGCUUGCCCAUUCCGCCCAACGAAGAGGUACCGACGGCGUUUUUCAUCGAUAACGUGGGCAAAGCAGAUGCCUGGGGAUUCGAGAUCGAAGGCACCUAUCGCGCUCAGUUCGACUUCGGCGGCACCCUGCUGCUGAAUCUCGGCUAUGCGAAGGGUAAGGGUGAAGUGAAGAGUCUCGGCGACAACGUGUCCGCGGCCACCGCUGCGGAUGCAGAUGGCGCGAAACUGCCCUUCCUGCGGCCUAAUCAGAUCAAAGGCUCGGCCGUGUACCGGCAGAUGCUUGGUGGCUUGAGCAACGUGGCGGGCUUUGAUGGCGCGGCGCUGGUCGGCAGCCUGACCUACACCUACGAGGAAGGUGGUCAUGUAACUCUGACGAACACCGACCCGACUGCGCAGGACACGGUGAAGCGUUUAGGCGCGCGCAUCGGCCUGGAGACCAACAGCUGGUCGUUUUUCAUCAACGGCGACAACUUGACCGACUACUCUUACAAGACCUUCAAUGCCCCCGAUUUUGGCUUCUACACUCGCAACACACCCAGAUACAUCUAUGGGGAGUUCAUGCUGCUCACGACUCUCGCAGUGGCGGCGUUUGCCGCCACUUUGUCGCUGGCAGUACUCGCCGGCGAUGCGCCCAAUCCAAUGGUAGACGGCCUGAUGAAAGGCGACCUGAAUGCUGAUGGGGUGCUGACCGAAGAUGAAGUGCUGCCUGGGAUUUUCUCAUUGCUGGAUACCAACAAUGACGGUCGCGCCGAACGUGCUGAAGUGGAAGCCCUUUACUACAGAACCAUGAAUGCUGCCGAAAUCCGCACCAGCGCACCCGAGCGGCAAGGAAUGUCCGAAGAGCGUCUACAGCAAGUGGAGGAGCUGAACCGACGCUACACGGAUAGCGGAAAAAUCGCCGGUAUCCUGACUGCGGUGGUCAGAAACGGCAGGAUCGUGCACCAGAGUGCGGCUGGUGUGAAGGGUGUGGAUGAUCAGCGCACCAUCCAGAUGGACGAUCUGUUUCGUAUCCACUCCAUGACCAAACCCAUCACCGCUACCGCUGCGAUGCAACUCUAUGAGCAGGGUAAGUUUCAGCUUACCGAUCCGGUUUCGAAAUUCGUUCCUGAGCUGGCAAACCUCAACGUGUAUGAAGACGGCGAGUUGAGGCCGGCGGCACGAGGGAUGACCAUGCAACAACUGCUCAACCACACGGCCGGGUUUUCUUACGGCUUUGACCCGACUCAUCCGGUCGACAAGAUGUACGUCGAGGCGGACUUGUGGGGCGCGAAAGACCUGGACGACUUUAUCGCCAGGCUUGCCCAACUGCCGCUGAUGUUCGAGCCCGGUGAACGCUGGCAGUACUCGGUGGCGGUGGACGUAACCGGCUUAGUGGUGCAACGGUUGAGCGGUCAGCCGUUUGAUGAAUACCUCAAGGAGCACAUAUUCGAACCCCUGGAUAUGGUGGAUACCUCAUUCAGCGUGCCUGCAGACAAGGCGCAUCGAUUUCUGCCGAACCAUCUCCUCAACCAGGAAGGGGAGGCGGUCGCGAUGCAAGGCGCCGAAGAAUUGAUGCCGCAGGCACCAAGGAUACUGAAAAACUGCAAGGCCUUGUGCGACUAUGAGAACGUGACACUGUUUUCCGGUGGUGCUGGCCUCGUCUCUACAUUAAGGGAUUACGUGCGCUAUGCCGAAGCUAUGCGAGACGGAGAACUAGACGGUGUGCGGAUCCUCAGCCCGAAGACGGUGAAUUACAUGCGCGUGAAUCACCUGCCGCCCAACGUCGGGGGUGGUGGCAGUGGCGAACAACCUAACCUGGCGGGGGAUGCGCUCAUGGGUUUCGGUUUUGGACUCGGCUUUGGCUUGGUGACCAGCACCACUGAGCAGGGUGUAAUCGGCAGCGUCGGUCAGUACUACUGGGGCGGCGCCUCCGGAACGGUAUUUUGGAUCGAUCCGGUGGAGAACAUGGUGGUAGUCAGCAUGAUGCAACUCUUGGGCGGCUGGCGGUCCUACCGUCCGGAGCUCCGGGUGGCCACCUAUCAGGAUAUUGUGGUUAUUCCAAAUGCCGACAACACAGGCGAUUACCGACAGUCUGAUCCGGAAUUGGAGCCGCUGGUUGAGAUCAUGUCGAUGCAUGGCAAUUUCGAGUGGUUUGGUCGCAUGUACCUGAAACAUGGCCACCAGGUUGGUUUUGUUGCUGCAUCGGAUGAUCACCUUGCCAAGCCCGGAUACUCAAUUCCCUGGCGCGAUACAUUGGCUCAAAAGGGCGGUCUGGCUGGUGUCUGGGCUGGCGCGCGGACCAACGACGAGAUCUUCGAUGCCAUGCGUGGUCUGUCUACCUAUGCCAGCAGCGGCGAUCGCAUGCUCCUUGAUUUCAAAGUUAACGAUGCGCAUAUGGGGCAGAGAACGCCAUAUACGGAUGAGCGCCUGAUACACGGGCGAGUAGUGGGUACGGCACCGAUUCGCAACAUCACCGUGCUGAAAAACGACCGUGUUUUGUGGUCUGAGAAUUAUGAUCAGAUAGCGGAGUCUGAAGGUGCACACGAGCAUCUGGCUUUGUCUUUCAGUUCACAGUCGCACCCAGGUGAAGUUUCCGACAACCCUCGUGGAUGGCGUCAUUGGCACGGUGUUCUUCGUGUGCAAGGCGCAGAGGUGGUAACGGCUCAACUGGUUGAUGAACACAAUCGCAAUACCCAGAAACUUCAGCGAGAUGAAAAAAACGCGAAUCACUUUUACUUCAAGACACAAAGUCGUGGUGAUCACAGUUCGAUUGCCUUAACCCUGCGCAAUGUAAGUUCUGAUGGGCACCUCUUGUUAGAACUGGACGCUACUACAGAAACAGGUAGCGCUCCCCCAUUCCUGCGAGCGCCUAAAACGAUUCCGGGUCAAGAGGUGACGCUGAGAUUGUCUGAUCUGAAAUCGGGGACGCUACAGCAUCCCAUGCCUGUUGACAGCUUUGCUGACGCCGUAGAACUCACUCGCACGAAUCCGGCUGCACCACUGAACGUGGAAUUUGAGUUUAAUGACGAUACUGCGGCAGGACACGGAGACUACUAUUUCAUGCGGGUUCGUCAGGCCAACGAAGCCAUGGGUUGGUCCAGCCCGAUCUGGGUCGGCGGUCAUCCGACGCGUUAG